UUCCCAAGCGCAAAGGGCGCGCGCCGAUGCGGCGGGGGAAACUCUAUAAAAGGCCGCACGGGGGCAGAGCUUAGUGCCACUCAAAUUAAGCCACUCUCAGCCAUAUCAAGAAGGACGAGAAGGAGAAGCAGGAGAAGUAUUCAUACAAGAUGGCGUUGCCUCUGCUGCUUGCCUUCUCCCUGCUCUUCUCUGUGGCGACUCCUAUCAGAGACGUCACGGACGCCUGCUCGUCAGAAGUGAUGGAUUUCCAGCACCUGAACCACAGCUCCUCGGCCGUGCACCUCCCGCUGCACCACCCGCGGGGCCCCUGCUCGCCGCUCUCGGCAGACAUCCCCUUCUCCGCCGUGCUCACCCACGACGCCGCACGCAUCGCCUCCUUCGCCGCGCGCCUCGCCAAGAAGAGUUCCCCCUCGUCAGCCUCAGCCACCACCCAAGCUGCAGGCUCGAGCCUGGCGUCCGUGCCGCUCACGCCGGGCACAUCAGUGGGCGUGGGCAACUACGUGACGCGCAUGGGCCUGGGCACCCCAGCCAAGCCCUACAUCAUGGUGGUCGACACGGGCUCCUCCCUCACCUGGCUGCAAUGCUCGCCCUGCCGCGUGUCCUGCCACCGGCAGUCCGGCCCGGUGUUCGACCCCAAGACCUCGAGCUCCUACGCCGCCGUGUCCUGCAGCUCCCCGCAGUGCGACGGGCUGUCCACGGCCACGCUCAACCCGGCCGUAUGCUCUCCCUCCAACGUCUGCAUCUACCAGGCCAGCUACGGCGACAGCUCCUUCUCCGUCGGUUACCUCAGCAAGGACACCGUCUCCUUCGGCGCCAACAGCGUGCCCAACUUCUACUACGGCUGCGGCCAGGACAACGAGGGCCUCUUCGGCCGCUCGGCCGGCCUCAUGGGCCUGGCCCGCAACAAGCUUUCUUUGCUCUACCAGCUCGCCCCGACCUUGGGUUAUUCCUUCUCCUACUGCCUCCCGUCGACGUCCUCGUCAGGGUACCUCUCGAUCGGGUCCUACAACCCGGGGGGUUACUCCUACACGCCCAUGGUGUCCAACACCUUGGACGACUCGCUCUACUUCAUCAGCCUCUCCGGGAUGACCGUGGCCGGGAAGCCGCUGGCGGUGUCUUCCUCCGAGUACACCAGCCUGCCGACGAUCAUCGACUCGGGCACCGUGAUCACGCGCUUGCCCACCAGCGUCUACACGGCGCUCAGCAAGGCCGUGGCCGCGGCCAUGAAGGGCAGCACGAAGCGCGCCGCGGCGUACUCUAUCCUUGACACGUGCUUCGAGGGCCAGGCGUCCAAGCUGCGCGCGGUGCCGGCGGUGAGCAUGGCGUUCUCCGGCGGCGCCACGCUGAAGCUGUCGGCGGGGAACUUGCUGGUGGACGUGGACGGGGCCACGACUUGCCUGGCGUUCGCGCCCGCCAGGAGCGCCGCCAUCAUCGGGAACACGCAGCAGCAGACCUUCAGCGUCGUCUACGACGUCAAGAGCAACAGGAUCGGCUUCGCGGCAGCCGGCUGCAGCUAAGGGAUAUGAUGAUCGGUGCUGCUCGCGGGCUUGGGUUUGCUAGCAUAAUGAUCAUGCAUGUUCACUUUCUUCUGAACUACUCGUCCAUCAGUUCAACCGGUACACAAGCUCGAGGCGGCUGUGGAUGGACAUAAUACACGUCGUACAUCAGAAAUUCAGAAGGUAGAUAGAAAGUGGGAGUGAACUCCAUGAAGCUAUUUAUAUUGUUCAGACUUCAUGCCAGGGUAGUAAUUACUAUGUAUAACUCGAAAGUGGAGUACACACAUAACCAAGGCGUAAAUGGGAGAUAGCUUGUCAUGUAAAUUCUUUGGGAACUAUUGGUCAAAAUAUUCUACUUUGUAUAGGCAAGUUGAAGGGUGUGUGUGCAUGCGCCAGUGUGUAUGUUUCCAAGUUGGUCCUGAACGUCAAGAACUACUUCCACCUGCGCUGCACAAUUUGUAGAAGUGGGAAAUAUAUAUGCUGUAUUUGGUGUGUUAUUUGGGGAAUGGAAAUUGAUUUAUAUAA
Molecule: messenger RNA, 2021 nt
Organism: Brachypodium distachyon (stiff brome)
Lineage: Eukaryota; Viridiplantae; Streptophyta; Magnoliopsida; Poales; Poaceae
Product: aspartyl protease family protein At5g10770
Exons: 2
Coding region: 150-1517 (455 amino acids)
Biological process (GO): proteolysis
Molecular function (GO): aspartic-type endopeptidase activity
Source: RefSeq, a predicted model, not a curated record